ACCAGUCUUCUAUCCAGAGAGGGUUUUUUGGGGAAGGCGCAGAGGAGACUGCUGCCGCGGACACCUCAACCACUCCCCGCUUUCCUUUGGAUUCUAUUCUUUCUUUCCUUGUCGAGGCCCGGGAUGCGUUCGUAAAAAAACAAGCAUAAACGUCUCCAAAAAGUUUCAUCAAGCUUAGCAAGGGGAGAAGGAGGGAAAGAUGACGAUGCUCAAGGCCCUCGUGUUGUUCUUCCUCUACGGAGCAGCAGUCCAAGCCCAGCAGGUUCCUGAGUGCCAUAAAAAGCCGGAAUGCCCCAUCCACCUGUACUUUGUGAUCGACACGUCUGAGACGAUCGCGCUGCAGGAGCCCCCGCCAGGCAGCCUGGUGGACAGCAUCCGCAAGUUCACGGCCGAGUUCGUCCGGGAGCUGGAGGACAUCGACUACCUGGGCCUGGUCCAGAUCAGCUGGAAGAUCGGUGGCUUGCACUUCUCCCAGACACAGGAGGUGUUCAGCCCCAUCACGGACAAGAGCAACUUCCUGUCAGCUCUGCAGCGCAUCGUCUACCUGGGCAAGGGCACGUACAUUGACUGCGCCCUCACCAACAUGACAGCCGAGAUCCGGCGCCAGGACGCGUCCGCCCUGCGCUACGCCGUUGUGAUCACCGACGGCCACGUGACGGGCAACCCGUGCGGCGGCAUCAAGAAGUCGGCAGAGUUCGCCAGGGACCAGGGCAUCCGUCUCUUCUCUGUGGCCGCCUCGCGGAACGUGGACGAGGCCGGGCUUCGCGAGAUCGCCAACUCGCCCGUGGGAGUGUUCCGUCACGACUACCUGGCCGUGGACGUCUCGGACCGGGGUGUCGUGAUCAACGAUGCCACGUACAAGCGCAUCAUCAAAACCAUGAUUCAUCAAGCUUAUCAGGAGUGUUACAAAGUCAAAUGUCUGGAGACAGACGGACCAACUGGUCCACCUGGACACAGAGGACAGAAGGGCGCCAAGGGUGACCAAGGCAUUCCUGGGCCAAAAGGUGACAGAGGUCGUCAGGGCGAUCCAGGUAUUGAAGGUCCCAUUGGCCACCCUGGACCUAAAGGAGAGCCUGGUUUCAAAGGCGAGAAGGGAGAACUUGGCACACAAGGAAAGAAGGGAGGUGCUGGGUUGCCUGGAAGGAAUGGUACAGAUGGACAAAAGGGCAAAAUCGGACGGAUAGGCGCUCCUGGCUGCAAAGGUGACCCAGGUGACAAGGGUCCCGAUGGCCACCCAGGAGAGGUGGGAGACCCCGGACUCGGAGGCACUCUUGGAAACAAGGGAGAUCCCGGUCGCCAAGGAAGAUCCGGCCCACCUGGUGAACCUGGUGACCCUGGACCAAAGGGAGAAGAUGGAAACCCAGGCAGGAGCGGAGCAGCCGGAGCUAAAGGACCAGCAGGCAAAAGGGGAGGAGCUGGACUCAGAGGAGAGCCUGGGAGGCGAGGAGAUUAUGGACCAAAGGGGAAAGCAGGGCCUGAUGGGCCUAGAGGAGAGAAGGGAGAGGCAGGCUCAGAGGGACCAAGAGGCCUUUCAGGUGAAUCUGGAGCCAAAGGAUCAAAGGGAGACAAUGGUUUACCAGGACCAAGGGGCCCUCCUGGAGUAGUUGGAGAAGCAGGUAUCAAUGGUAGCCGUGGUGAUGCAGGUGACAUGGGACCCAGGGGAGAUCCCGGCCCACCUGGACCUCAGGGUGACCCCGGCAGGCCUGGAUUCAGCUACCCCGGAUCAAGAGGGCCAAAGGGUGAUGUAGGAGACGGUGGAAAGGACGGGCCCCGUGGUGGCAGAGGAGACUGCGGAGCCAAAGGAGACCCCGGACCACCUGGAACACCCGGAGACAACGGAGAGCCAGGACCGGAGGGAGAGCCAGGGCAGAGGGGACCGAAGGGAGAAGCUGGUACUGAGGGUAAUCCAGGACCUGAGGGAGACCCUGGCCUGACUGAAUGUGAUGUCAUGAGCUACAUUCGUGAAACAUGUGGUUGCUGUGACUGUGAGAAGAGGUGUGGUGCUCUGGAUAUCGUCUUUGUAAUCGACAGCUCAGAAAGUGUGGGCCUCACCAACUUCACCCUGGAGAAGAACUUUGUCAUCAACACCAUCAACAGAAUGGGAUCCAUCGCUAAAGACCCUAACUCAGACACAGGAACCCGUGUCGGUGUGGUCCAGUACAGUCACAGCGGCACGUUCCAGGCCAUCAACCUGAACGACUCGAGGAUCGACUCUCUGUCUGCCUUCAAGGACGCGGUGAAGAAGCUGGAGUGGAUCGCCGGUGGCACAUUCACCCCCUCGGCCCUCAAGUUCGCCUACGACAACCUGAUCCGCGACAGCCAGCGCGGCAAGGCUAAAGUCAGCGUGGUGGUGAUCACCGACGGACGCUUCGAUCCGCGAGAUAACGACCAGCUCCUCACCUACCUUUGCAACCAGAACCGAGAUGUAGACGUCAACGCCAUCGGCAUCGGUGACAUGUUCGACGUUGCCGAGGACAACGAGAACCUGCAGUCCAUCGCCUGCAUCAACACGGGCGGCAAUGCGAAGGCGGGACGCGUCACCCACAUGAGGCGCUUCGCCGACCUGGUGGCCGACGAGUUCAUCGACCAGAUUGAACACGUGCUCUGCCCAGACCCUGUCAUCGUCUGCCCUGACCUUCCAUGCAAAUCUGAGCCCGCGGUGGCCAGCUGUGCCCAGCGGCCAGUGGACCUGGUGUUCCUGCUGGACGGCUCAGAGCGUCUGGGCCUGGAGAACUUCCGACGCGCCCAGGAGUUCGUGGAGCGCGUGGCGGCGCGUCUGACGCUGGCGCGCGAUCGCGAGGACGAGCGCAACGCCCGCGUGGCCCUGGUGCAGUACGGCGGCGAGAGCGACCAGCGCGUCGUCUUCCCGCUCUCCCACAACUUCACGCUGGUCGCCGACGCCCUGGGGCGCAUGUCCUACAUGGACUCAUCCUCUAGCGUCGGCCCCGCCAUCACCUACGCCAUCAACAACGUGGUGAUGUCCAACCGCCAGCGCCAGGCGCGACGCAACGCCGAGCUGGCCUUCGUCUUCAUCACCGACGGCGUGACCAGCGACAAGGGCCUGGCCGAGGGCAUCCAGGCCAUGAAGCGCGCCGAGGGCGUGCCCGUGGUGGUUGCCAUGGGGUCGGACGUCGACCAGGAGGUGCUGACCAAACUGGCUCUCAACGACGACUCGGCCAUCUUCCGGGGACAGGACUUCAACCAGCUCGCCAAGUCCAACUUCUUCGAGAGGUUCAUUCGGUGGGUCUGCUGAGAAGGCAGAAGGGAAGAAGAGGAAGAAGAAGAGAGAAAAUAAAAGAAGAGAAGAGAAAAUAAAGAAGAGAUAUUCGGGGGUGGGGGGUGGGAGGGUCAGAAAUGUUUAGUAUUGUUAAAGUCAUGCGCUGAGAGGGGGAAGCUAUUGGGGGAUUUUUAUAAAGAGUCAGCACUACCAUUUUAUAGCAGAUACAAUAUAAUUGGAUGAAGGCUUACAGUAUGUGAGAUACUGAUAUUUUACACUAUUGUAUUCUGCCAUUAGGCAAAUGUUGACGAUAUAAAAACACUAGUGAAUGUUGAAAGGCAAGGGAUGGGGAAAGAAUAUCCGUACAUCAAGACACACUAAAAAAAGGAACAGGCUACUAUUUCAGCACUCCAAAGAUUUGUUAAAUGUUUUUUAAAACAGAUUUUCAAAUGUAGUGUUUUUUUUUUACUCCUCAUUCAUGUUUCGUCAUGUUGACUGACAUUUACACAAAGGUGCUAACCCCAGACAGACUGGAGUUUAUCUUGUAUAUCUUUGAACCAAACCAGCCAUACAAUUGCACAGAAAUUGCUGUUGGUGUCCUAGGCUAAUUCAGGGGAUUCCGUAACCACACAGACACACCACAUAGCCUACACUGAGUCACCGCCAAAGCAACACAUUCCUAUGUUUCAUUAGAUUCUUCCAUUCUGUUUCUUCCAUUACACAUUUAAACUAAAACUGUGGCUUGAAAUACAAGUCACAAAGCUGUAGGAGUUCUACUAUUUCUACUUUUGUACAAGAUGAGAAAGCUCAAAGAAUCAGAACACUGAUUUUUCAGUUCUUAAAGAAGUUCACAUGCAGUGCAGUGUACUCUGGAUGUCAGUGCGUUUUAAGACAGGAAAAAAAUAACCUUUCCGGGCACUGUGAUCAGUUGUAGAAUACACUUGAAGCCAUGAAGACGCAACUUGGAUUGAUUGUAAUUGUUUUACACCCUAACGGCACUUGAAAUGUUAAACCCAUACAUUGUUGCUGUCAGACUUCAGCGUAUCAAUAAAAUGAGCUGUGGUAACAAGUCA
Messenger RNA from Engraulis encrasicolus (European anchovy), 4290 nucleotides. RefSeq names its product collagen, type VI, alpha 2 (gene col6a2). The record is from RefSeq and is a predicted model, not a curated record. The transcript is spliced from 30 exons. Bases 200 to 3253 code for a protein of 1017 amino acids. NCBI's taxonomy places the organism in Eukaryota, Metazoa, Chordata, Actinopteri, Clupeiformes, Engraulidae.